Messenger RNA from Cadophora gregata, 870 nucleotides. RefSeq lists its product as uncharacterized. The transcript has a single exon. Bases 1 to 870 code for a protein of 289 amino acids. Lineage: Eukaryota; Fungi; Ascomycota; Leotiomycetes; Helotiales; Ploettnerulaceae. The record is from RefSeq and is a predicted model, not a curated record.
AUGUCUGCACAUACACUACUCAAAGCUUCAGUACGAAAAAUAUGCCAGCUAAACGAACUCACUAGCCUCUUGAACCCUUGGAUCAUCACCCCCUUCAAUCCACACCUUGCCAUCGCUUCUGAUUUCCAUCCUCUCACAACCAUCCUUAUUUACAGCCUUCUGGAGCAAAUCUCACUCCUCGGAAUCAACUAUGUAGCUCUCGAACCCUGGACUGUUCUCCUUUGGACAGCUACCACCCACCUUGGCGUCUCCCUGAUGUGUCUGGACAUGUUUGCAGCUCUACGUCAUCGGGAACUCCAGAACACUAGGGAGGAGAAGUCAGACAGUCAGGGAUCGAAACCUCGUCCCCCAAAAUCCUCCUCUGCUUUUUGGCUUCUGCCACCUGUAUUGACAGCUGCGCUCAAUAACGCCGCGUUCAUACUAUACAAUCAAACCUCGCAGGCACCGUCUAGACUCAAACAACAUUCCAACAUUCUCAUCCUGUCGACCUUCGCAACACUCUGCUUCCUCGGCUGUCGAUUUGCCGACUGGCAGAUAUGGCAUCGAACACGGCGAGGGCUCGAUACUACUACCUAUCUCACCUCUCUGCUCUAUCAGCUUCUUUUGCUUCUUGCAAGAGUGCUUAUGAGAUGGACUGCUGGUUUCCAGCCUCUGAUCUCACUAAAGACUUUGGAUGAGGUGGAGGCAGAAGAGAGGUUUGGGGUGCAGAGAUAUCGAUGGGUCAAGGAAAUCGGGCUGCAGAGACUGCCUGAUUGGGUCAUGUGGAUUUUACCAUUGUUAUGCUUCGUUUUUGUCUUGUCGGGGAAUUUGCUGUGGGGUCGAGAAGUGAAGGCUGUAUGGCGUGGGGGAGGGAGCCGAGCAAGUUCAUGA